AUGUUGACUGUUGCUUUUGAUGAGUCUACUAUGAGUAAAACAAGAGUUUACGAGUGGUACAAACGUUUCAAAGAGGGCCGUGAAGACGUUGAAGAUGACGAUCGCCCUGGACGCCCUAGCACAUCAAUAACCGACGAUAACGUCGAACAGGUGAAGAAAAUGAUUCUGGAAAAUCGCCGAAUCACUAUCAGAGAGAUUGCUGAUGAUGUCGGCAUAUCAUUCGGCUCAUGCCAAGCAAUUUUUUCGGAUGUUUUGGGCAUGAAACGUGUGGCAGCAAAGUUUGUUCCGAAAUUGCUGAAUUUCGACCAAAAACAACAUCGCGUAGAUAUCGCUCAGGAAUUGCUGAAUGAAGUCAACAACGAUCCAGAACUUCUCAAAACGGUCAUAACAGGUGACGAAACAUGGGUAUAUGGGUAUGACGUCGAAACCAAGGCCCAAUCAUCCCAAUGGAAGCUGCUUGAAGAGCCAAGACCGAAAAAAAUUCGACAAGUUCGAUCAAAUGUGAAGGUUCUUCUCACUGUUUUUUUCGAUUUUAAUGGCGUAGUGCAUCAUGAGUUCCUGCCAUACGGUCGUACGGUCAAUAAGGAAUACUACCUGGACGUUAUGCGCCAUUUGAGUGAGCAAUCUGACGAAAACGCCCAAAAUUAUGGUAAAACCACUCGUGGAAAUUGCAUCAUGAUAAUGCUUCCGCUCACACCUCACUGCUUAUUCGAUUUUUUGGUAAAAAACAAAACCGUUAUUUUGCCUCAGCCACCGUAUUCACCGGACAUGGCUCCCUGUGACUUCUUUCUAUUCCCGAAGCUGAAGAGAACCCUGAAGGGAUGA
Molecule: messenger RNA, 825 nt
Organism: Trachymyrmex septentrionalis
Lineage: Eukaryota; Metazoa; Arthropoda; Insecta; Hymenoptera; Formicidae
Product: histone-lysine N-methyltransferase SETMAR-like
Exons: 1
Coding region: 1-825 (274 amino acids)
Molecular function (GO): nucleic acid binding
Source: RefSeq, a predicted model, not a curated record